Neurospora tetraspora is the source of this 2365-nucleotide messenger RNA. RefSeq names its product NADH:ubiquinone oxidoreductase 78kD subunit. Bases 146 to 2161 code for a protein of 671 amino acids. Gene Ontology annotation, biological process: ATP synthesis coupled electron transport; cellular respiration. Gene Ontology annotation, molecular function: NADH dehydrogenase (ubiquinone) activity; iron-sulfur cluster binding. Gene Ontology annotation, cellular component: membrane. The record is from RefSeq and is a predicted model, not a curated record. The transcript is spliced from 3 exons. NCBI's taxonomy places the organism in Eukaryota, Fungi, Ascomycota, Sordariomycetes, Sordariales, Sordariaceae.
CGUUACCAUUCCCAGAUACUGUUAUCAUGAGUACGUCACAUACGGUUUCGCCCCGCUCUCCCAAACUUAUUGCAGCUCCAGUCACUCCAGCAGGCGUCAGCCCUACGAAGACCGACUGACAAAUGUGUAACUUCCUAGGAAGCUCAUGAUUGCGGGCAACUGCCGCAUGUGCUUGGUCGAAGUCGAAAAGGUCCCGAAGCCCGUCGCGUCGUGCGCAUGGCCCGUCCAACCCGGCAUGGUCGUCAAGACCAACUCGCCCCUGACACACAAGGCGCGUGAGGGUGUGAUGGAAUUCCUGCUCGCAAACCACCCCUUGGACUGCCCUAUUUGCGACCAGGGUGGUGAGUGCGAUCUCCAGGACCAGUCGAUGCGCUACGGCGGCGACCGCGGUCGGUUCCACGAAAUCGGCGGGAAGCGAGCGGUGGAGGACAAGAACAUGGGUCCCCUUAUCAAGACCUCCAUGAACAGGUGUAUCCAGUGCACGAGAUGUGUGCGGUUCGCGAACGAUAUUGCCGGCGCCCCGGAACUGGGUUCGACGGGCCGUGGCAACGACCUACAGAUUGGUACCUACCUGGAGAAGAACCUCGACUCUGAGCUUUCUGGUAACGUCAUCGAUCUCUGCCCUGUCGGUGCUUUGACCUCGAAGCCGUAUGCUUUCCGUGCACGCCCCUGGGAGCUGAAGAAGACGGAAUCGAUCGACGUUCUGGACGGCCUAGGCUCUAACAUUCGCGUCGACACUCGUGGCUUGGAGGUGAUGCGCAUUCUUCCUCGCCUCAACGACGAGGUUAACGAGGAGUGGAUCAACGACAAGACUCGCUUUGCCUGCGAUGGUCUCAAGACCCAGCGUCUUACCAUUCCCCUGGUCCGAAGAGAAGGAAAGUUCGAGCCGGCGUCAUGGGACCAGGCUCUGACUGAAAUUGCCCACGCUUACCAAACGUUGAACCCCCAGGGCAAUGAGUUCAAGGCUAUCGCUGGUCAGCUCACCGAGGUUGAGUCGUUGGUUGCCAUGAAGGACCUUGCCAACAGGCUCGGAUCGGAGAACCUUGCGCUGGAUAUGCCCUCGGGCAACAAGCCUCUCGCCCAUGGUGUUGAUGUCCGCUCUAACUAUACCUUCAACUCCAGCAUCGUUGGUAUCGAGUCUGCUGAUGUUAUCCUCCUAGUUGGUACUAACCCGAGACAUGAGGCCGCUGUACUCAAUGCUAGGAUCCGUAAGCAAUGGCUGCGCUCUGACCUUGAGAUUGGCGUUGUUGGCCAGACCUGGGAUUCGACUUUCGAGUUUGAGCACCUUGGCACCGACCAUGCUGCCCUCCAGAAGGCGCUUGAGGGCGACUUUGGCAAGAAGCUCAAGUCGGCCAAGAACCCCAUGAUCAUUGUGGGCUCUGGCGUCACCGACCACGGCGAUGCCAAUGCCUUCUAUGAGACCGUCGGGAAGUUUGUCGACAGCAACGCUUCCAACUUCCUCACUGAGGAGUGGAACGGCUACAACGUUCUCCAGCGCGCUGCCUCCAGAGUCGGCGCCUUCGAGGUCGGCUUCACUGUUCCCUCCGCCGAGGUUGCCGAGACAAAGCCCAAGUUCGUCUGGCUCCUCGGCGCCGAUGAGUUCAACGAAGCCGACAUCCCCAAGGACGCCUUCAUUGUCUACCAGGGCCACCACGGUGACAGAGGCGCCCAGAUCGCCGAUAUUGUCCUCCCUGGUGCUGCCUACACCGAGAAGGCUGGCACCUAUGUCAACACCGAGGGCCGUGUGCAGAUGACCCGCGCUGCUACCGGCCUUCCCGGUGCCGCCCGCACGGACUGGAAGAUUCUUCGCGCUGUGAGCGAAUACCUUGGCGUCCGCCUUCCCUAUGACGAUGUCGCUCAGCUUCGGGAUCGCAUGGUCGAGAUUAGCCCUGCUUUGUCGUCUUAUGAUAUCAUCGAGUCUCCCUCGUUGCAGCAGCUCAGCAAGGUGCAGCUGGUUGAGCAGAACCAGGGCGCCACCGCAAGCAACGAGCCCCUCAAGAAGGUCAUCGACAACUUUUACUUUACCGACGCCAUUUCCAGAAGCUCCCCAACCAUGGCCCGCUGCUCAGCCGCCAAGGAGACAGGCGAUCCCCGAACCAACUUCAUGGCUCCGGGCAUGGAGGAGGAUAGACCCAUGGGUCAGAUCGCCUAUGGUGCAUAGAUAGACAUUGGAAAGGCGGAGGGAAAGGCAAGGUAAAGGGGGCUUAUAAUGAAGACGACAGACAGACACAGUCGAACCAACAGACACUGGACCACAGUACAGGACAUAUAUAAGACACAUCAAAAAGGAGAGGAGGGAGGGAGUUUGUUCUCUAUUCGCUUUCUUCCUCUCGUUUUUGGUUGUUCUUACCGCACGCAUUCCAGC